GUGACAACAGUUCAGUUAAUUUAAUUAUUACUUUUUCUAUAAAAAACUUAUUAUUUUUCAUAUUGUUUAUAUGUCAUGUGUUUAGGAUAAAUAACACGACAGUUAUUUUUAAUAUAAAAAACAUAAAAUAACUUUGUGGUAUCAUGUCACAUAAGAAGAUCUAAAAGAACGUAAACUACAAGAGAAAACACAGUAUACAUAUAACGUCACAAAACAAUGAUUAUUAUUCUAGUAUUGGUUAUUAUACUCCUUGUAUCGAUAUAUCAUUAUUUAUAUUAUGGAAAAAAAGAACGACUUCUUAAUCAUAUUCCGGGACCAUCAUCUUUACCAAUAAUAGGAAGUGCACUUAUCAACGUGUCAAAUGAUAAACUAUUGCACCGAUUAUUGAAACUACAUGAUCAAUACUAUCCAAUCAUGAAGAUAUGGUUUUCUCAUGUACCAUGGAUAAUAAUACGUCAUCCAGAUGAUAUUCAGGCUAUAUUGGGUAGCACGAAGCAUGUUGAAAAAAGUUACAUAUACACCAUAUUUCAUCCAUGGCUUCAAACAGGUCUUUUCACAAGCAAAGGUAGCAAAUGGCAUACACGACGAAAGAUAUUAACACCGGCGUUUCAUUUUACUAUAUUGAAGCAGUUUAUUGACAUUUUCAUUGAAGAAAGCAAUCGCAUGGUUGCAACUUUAAAAAAUGCUAAAGAACCGGUUGUAAAAGAGUUACUAUCAUUUAUGAGCAACCAUACGCUAAACAUAAUAUGUGAAUCAGCUAUGGGUAUCUCUUUAGAAAAUUCUACCAAAUUAGAACAUUAUCAUAAUGCUCUUUAUCAGAUAGGUGAAGUCAUUGUUUACAGAUUUCUAAGGCCCUGGUUGUAUAAUGAAUGGAUAAUUGCAUUGUUACCAAUAGGAAGAAAACAAAGAAAACUUGUGAGAACUUUGCAAAACUUUACAGAAAAAAUUAUUGCAGAAAGGAAACAGUAUCACAAACGUACUGAUGGUCGAUAUUUAAAAAAUAUCGAAAAUGAUACAUAUACAGAAGUAGAUGAUACAGAAAUCAUUGGAACUAAAAAAAGACGGCUCGCUAUGUUAGAUCUUUUGAUAGCCAUGUCGCAGGAAAAUAAUUUAACCGAUUCAGACAUCAGGGAGGAAGUCGAUAUCUUUACAUUUGCGGGACAUGAUACUACAGCAUUAACGGCAACGUUUGCUUUAAUGUUGUUAGCCGAACAUAAGGAUAUUCAGGAUCGCGUUCGAUUGGAAGUUAAUACUAUCCUCAAAGAAAAUAACGAUAAAUUUACCAUGUCGUCGUUGCAAAAUCUAUCUUAUUUAGAAAGAUGUAUUAAGGAAACACUGCGCUUAUAUCCAACUGUGCCUAGUAUAGCAAGAGUGACAACGGAAGAUGUAAAAUUACAAUCAUACAUAGUACCUGCUGGAACAGAUAUAGGUAUUUAUAUCUACAGCGUGCACAGAGAUCCCAAUUUUUGGCCCAAUCCAGAGAUAUUUGAUCCAGAUCGAUUUUUACAAGAAAGAAGCAAAAAUCGCCAUCCUUAUUCUUACAUACCGUUCAGUGCAGGACCACGAAAUUGCAUAGGUCAACGAUACGGUUUGUUAGAAUUGAAAGUUAUAAUCGCUACGUUGAUACACAACUUUUAUUUAGAGCCUGUCGACUAUUUAAAAGAUGUAAAACUAGGGUAUAGUACAGUGCUUCGCCCCGAUCAACCAGUUUAUAUAAAAUUUGUUCCAAUUGAAUCGUUAUAACUAAUCCACUAACAAAAAUAGAUCAAUUUUAAUUUUUUCUCUAAGUUACACGAACGAAACAAUAUUUUUUAUAUAAAACAAAACAUCUACGUUAAAAAACACGUGUCUAUUACUUCUGACAAUUAAAAAAUUUUCAUUUAACAAAAGUAUUGUUUAAUCAAAGAUUGUUGGUUUUCUCACAAAUAUAAAUCAAAAAUCGAAUAAAAUUAUCAACUUUAAAAAGACCAACUUUUUCGAGUAAUGACGUAAGAAACUUUAUUAAUCUUCAUAUUAAAUUGAUUUUUCAUUGAAUAUAUCUUUUUUUGUAGUUACUCAUACGUGCAUUAUAUUGUAGAUAACUUUCACUAAAAUGUACAAUAUUAAAUAAAAAGUAAUACAUAUCAUUCUUUAGAAUUCUUAUAA
This is a messenger RNA of Pseudomyrmex gracilis, 2145 nucleotides long. RefSeq names its product cytochrome P450 4C1-like. The record is from RefSeq and is a predicted model, not a curated record. The coding region runs from base 217 to 1743 and encodes 508 amino acids. NCBI's taxonomy places the organism in Eukaryota, Metazoa, Arthropoda, Insecta, Hymenoptera, Formicidae. Gene Ontology annotation, molecular function: heme binding; iron ion binding; monooxygenase activity. The transcript is spliced from 12 exons.